Molecule: messenger RNA, 811 nt
Organism: Sinocyclocheilus grahami
Lineage: Eukaryota; Metazoa; Chordata; Actinopteri; Cypriniformes; Cyprinidae
Product: thy-1 membrane glycoprotein-like
Exons: 2
Coding region: 2-433 (143 amino acids)
Biological process (GO): regulation of cell migration; positive regulation of focal adhesion assembly; integrin-mediated signaling pathway
Cellular component (GO): membrane raft; dendrite; myelin sheath
Molecular function (GO): integrin binding; GTPase activator activity
Source: RefSeq, a predicted model, not a curated record
GAUGAUCCCAGUGUUGUGUCAGGAUGAAGAGAGUGUAAUUACAGUAUGCCAAGAGGAAGAUAAUGACCUCAGAGUGGACUGCCUUCUGGAGCCCAGACCCAACUACCACACAGACUAUGAGUUCUCCAUGUCCAAAGGCCAAAAGGAGAUCAUCAUAAACACCAACAUCUCUGGAAUCAUGCCUGAACCCAAGUUCAGGCAUAACACAUUUGUGACAGAGCUUGAACCAUACGGAUUCAGGCUGACCAUUAUGAGCUUUGCCAUCUCUGAGAAUACAACUUUCAUUUGCAAAGUAACCAAGAUCCAGAAGACUCUGUUUGUUGAAUUAGACAGCGUUGAGCCCUGCUCUGCCAUCAGUGUGUUUCUGCUGGGUUAUCCUUGGCUUAAUCUUCUGGUUCCUCUGUGCAUCAUACAGCUAUGGGAAGCCUUUUAAGAAACAGUCAGCUACGACAUCAUAUUUCCAGAGUCUAAAUAAAGUAUUUCUGUAGAUUUCUCAGCAUAUUUGGGUAUUUUAAGAAAUGCUGUUCAAUCUACUUGCUCUGCCUUUACUGUAAAGUAAGUGCUGGUUGCUGCCUCUAUGAAGGUAUAUUUAUUUAUUUUUUUGCCUUUUUACGUGUCUAGCUAAAGCACAGCUGAGGACAUGUCCUGUGUGCAAUAAGUUAAAAGAUAUUUAAGGUUCUUGACUGCUAAUGAGGGGUACCAAAAUUGUUGAUAAAGUUAUGCCAAACAAUUGUACUGCAUCUUAAAAUGCUUCGAAUGAAAUGCAUUAGUAUAGAUAAAUAAAUAAAUGUAAUAAUUUAUUGACUUCAUU